Danio rerio (zebrafish) is the source of this 2539-nucleotide messenger RNA. NCBI's taxonomy places the organism in Eukaryota, Metazoa, Chordata, Actinopteri, Cypriniformes, Danionidae. The record is from RefSeq and is a predicted model, not a curated record.
CUUAUCAAAAGAACUAUGUAGAGUCACAUCCGUAGGCUUUGGUAAAUUAUGUACAGAAGUGAAUUAUAUACCAUAUCAAGAGAAAAACAGAUUCAACAGCAAGGCAGGCAGAUUAAACAGACACUGAGGUUCCGCUACCCUGUGGCUACAGGUGACUUGUUUACAGAAGCAGAGCUCUGUUAUAUUGUAGGUGAGGGGAUGGGUUUUAAGGGGAGGAAGCUUCCCUGUGUGGUCCGGCAGUUCUUGCAACUUUGUUUUAAGAACUGCAAUUUUUGUAGAAGUUUGUGCUGCAGAGUCUCUGAAGCUCUACAAGCUCUUGGGAUGGCUGCCAUCAGUUUGCAAGCAUUUAAAAUGGCCUCCAUUAGUCCACCAACGCACAAGAUUGGAUGCUACCAGUUCUCCAGCUCACAAGAUGGGUACCGCCAGUCUGUCUGUCUCCUGCUCGGAAGAUGGUUUCCUGUUCCAAGUCUUCCCGUCAUGGUUCCCAUCUAAGUUCCUGUCCGUGAAAUGACAUCACCUGAGCCAGAAGUAUGGCCACCACCACCUGAGUUGCCAGAGCUGCUGCCACACCAGAGCUUUUACUGCCAGUGUUGCCACUACCACCUCCAGAACUGCCAGAUCCUCUAUCACUGCCAGAGCUGCAAGAUCUUCCGUCACUGCCAGGGCUGCCAGAUCCACCGUCACUGCCAGAGCUGCCAGAUCCAUUGUCACUGCCAGAUCCUCCAGGGGCACCAGAUCCUCCCGAAUUUUCCAAAUGACUGCCACGUGAGCCUUGUGACCUUUCGAUGCCUUCUGCCCUUAAGUCUCCUGACACACUGGGGUUGUCUGAACCACCAGUGCCUCCUGACCUAGAACCUCCUGACCCACUGGGGUUGUCUGAACCACCUGUGCCUCCUGACCUAGAGCCUCCUCGCCCACUGAGGUUGUCUGAACCACCUGUGCCUCCUGACCUAGAGCCUCCUGACCCACUGAGGUUGUCUGAACCACCUGUGCCUCCUGACCUAGAGCCUCCUGACCCACUGGGGUUGUCUAAACUACCAGUGCCUCCUGACCUAGAGCCUUCUGACCCACUGGGGUUGUCUGAACCACCUGUGCCUCCUGACCAAGAGCCUCCUGACCCACUGGCGUUGUUUGAACCACCUUUGUAUCCUGCCCCUAAGCCUCCUCAUCCACUGAGGUUGUCUGAACCACCAGUGCCUCCUGACCUAGAGCCUUCUGACCCACUGGGGUUGUCUGAAUCAUCAGUGCCUUCUGAACCUGAUCCUCCUGACCCACUAGGAUUGUCUGAACCACCAGUGCCUCCUGACCUAGAGCCUCCUGACCCACUGGGGUUGUUUGAACUGCCAGUGUCUCCUGCCCCUAAGCCUCCUCUUCCACUGAGGUUGUCUGAACCACCAGUGCCUCCUGAUCCACUGGGGUUGUCUGAACCACCAGUGCCUCCUGAUCAAGAGCCUCCUGACCCACUGGCGUUGUUUGAACCACCUUUGUAUCCUGCCCCUAAGCCUCCUCAUCCACUGAGGUUGUCUGAACCACCAGUGCCUCCUGACCUAGAGCCUUCUGACCCACUGGGGAUGUUUGAACCGCCAGUGUAUCCUGCCCCUAAGCCUCCUCAUCCACUGAGGUUGUCUGAACCACCAGUGCCUCCUGACCUAGAGCCUCCUGACCCACUGGGGUUGUUUGAACUGCCAGUGUCUCCUGCCCCUAAGCCUCCUCUUCCACUGAGGUUGUCUGAACCACAAGUGCCUCCUGACCUAGAGCCUCCUGAUCCACUGGGGUUGUUUGAACCACCAGUGCCUCCUGACCUAGAGCCUCCUGACCCACUGGGGUUGUCUGAACCACCAGUGUCUCCAACCCCUAAGCCUCUUCAUCCACUGAGAUUGUCUGAACCACCAGUGUCUCCAACCCCUAAGCCUCCUCAUCCACUGGGGUUGUCUGAACCACCGGUGCCUCUUGACCUAGAGCCUCCUGACCCACUGGGGUUGUCUGAACCACCUGUGCCUCCUGACCUAGAGCCUCCUGACCCACUGGGGUUGUCUGAACCGCCAGUGUCUCCUGACCCUAAGCCUCCUAAACCACUGGGGUUGUCUGAACCACCAGUGCCUCCUGACCUAGAGCCUCCUGACCCACUGGGGUUGUCUGAACCACCAGUGCCUCCUGACCUAGAGCCUCCUGACCCACUGAGGUUGUUUGAACCACCUGUGCCUCCUGACCUAGAGCCUCCUGACCCACUGAGGUUGUUUGAACCACCUGUGUCUCCUGACCUAGAGCCUCCUGACCCACUGGGGUUGUCUGAACCACCUGUGCCUCCUGACCUAGAGCCUCCUGACCCACUGGGGUUGUCUGAACUGCCAGUGUCUCCUGACCUACAGCCUCCUGACCCGCUGGGGUUGUCUGAACUGCCAGUGUCUCCUGACCCUAAGCCCUUCUGAUCCACUGGGGUUGUCUGAACCACCAGUGCCUUCUGAACCUGAGCCUUCUGAUGCUCAUCCAGGCUUCUAGCCCUCUGCAGCUGCACUCUCCGCUACACCUCCCUCCUUAA